AUGGAACACGAGCUGAGAUUCAAGCGUACCGUGCUGCCUCAUUACCUGAAGAUGCUCACCUCAGCACUGAGCCUGAAUGACAUCUCCAGCCGCGGCAGCCAACAACAACUGUGUCCCAGCGAGGAGACCGCACUGGGAACGGCGUUGAGGGAAGCUCACUCACACGUCAGUGAGGCUGCAACACAGGCUGGGGCGGUGCUGGAAGACCUGGACAGGGAGGUGGAGGAUGCAGCCGAGGAGAAGAGGAGCUGUGAGCAAGAGAUGGGGAAUGAGAAGCAGCAGCUUCUGCAGCUGGACAAGCAGAUGGUGAGUGAGGAGAGCAGGAGAGAGGUGGUCAGAGAUGAUGUGGAGAGAUGGCAGCUGGAGAUGCGACAGGCUCAGCACACCCAGGAUACGGAGAAUGCCCGCAGGGCAGAGAAGGAGACAUCGCGUAACCUGGGCAUCGGGCUGGGCAUCCUGCCCUUUGUGGCAAUCCCUCUGGUUGUGGGAUCCUGUAGAGAAAUGUCUCGUUGUGAGGCAUUGAUUGAGGAGGCAGUGAAGGACAAGGCGGAGGUGAAGGUGAAGCUUGAUCAGGCAUCUCUGGAGCUGGACCAAUGCCGGCAGAAGCUGCUGGAGCUGCAACACCGCAGGCUGGAGGUGGACAACGGGCUGCGGGAGAGGCAGAGGGAGCUGCAGAUGCUGCACCAUGCACUGGAGCAGCUGCUCAGCUCCAGGAGGAAGGUAUCCAAUGAGCUGGACCAUCUCAGCUCACUCAGAGCCCAGCUGGGCGUGCUGACCACCCGCUGUGGGCAGGAUGCAUACGCCGGGUACGGGCUGAUCCAUGGCCGGCUCAUCUCCCUCCUCUCCCACCUGCAUGGACACAGCUUCAGCCUCCAGCUCCUGGCAGAUCCCCGAGUGCUCAGUAAACUCACCCUGCUGGACGGCAAUGGGCCGAGCACUGGAGGCUCAGAGAGUGGUGGGGGGGCGGGGGGGCAUGACCCAUGACUGACCCCCUCACCACCGGCCGCAGGGUCAGAGAGUGAGGGGGGGGGUCCUGACCCUUGACCCCGUGACCCACCCCCCCAUCCACAUCACUGAGCCCAGGGUCAGGGAGGGCAGGGGUCAUUGACCCCAAGGAAAGGUCACCCCUCCAACCCUGCCCCUAUGAUUCACAAGAUGUUAGCAGACUGCGUGAUCGAUAAUGUCCCCGCAACCCCAGCCCACCACCUAGCGUAUCUGUGGGGAGACACCGUUCCCCUCAUGCCCACCCUCAGAAGAUGCCAACACAGUGCCCUGGCACCCUG
Amblyraja radiata (thorny skate) is the source of this 1283-nucleotide messenger RNA. RefSeq lists its product as uncharacterized. The coding region runs from base 1 to 984 and encodes 327 amino acids. The record is from RefSeq and is a predicted model, not a curated record. The transcript has 2 exons. NCBI's taxonomy places the organism in Eukaryota, Metazoa, Chordata, Chondrichthyes, Rajiformes, Rajidae.